Messenger RNA from Sclerotinia sclerotiorum 1980 UF-70, 750 nucleotides. RefSeq lists its product with no specific name. The record is from RefSeq and is a predicted model, not a curated record. Bases 1 to 750 code for a protein of 249 amino acids. Lineage: Eukaryota; Fungi; Ascomycota; Leotiomycetes; Helotiales; Sclerotiniaceae. The transcript has 5 exons.
AUGGAACGUUCCCUCCCCCACAAAUGGCCAGAAAUUUGGAAAACUGUAAUGAGCUUUUCCGAGAGAUUUUCAGAACUCGUAAUGUUCAGUACAGGUUCAUUUAGCGGUAUUUCUGCCUGGAACAACAUCUACAGAAAUAACGGAAAAGCACACCUAAAGAAAUGGGAAAUGUUUGUCACUGCAGGUUGUACUGAAUCAUGGUAUUUACCUCGUUUUCUAUUGGCAGUGGAAACUCCUUUAAAUUUUUCCUUUACUUUUCAAGAUUGCGGUAGAUUCAAGGACGACUCCUCUGCAGAUCAAUAUCGAAGACGAACCGCCGUGCUAUUAGUGCUCAAUAAGGUCACUAUUCCAGUUACCAGCCAAAAUCGGCGACUCAUUAAGAGAGCUGGUCGAGUAAAAUUCGAAAAUGGAAUUGACUUGAGUGGGGCACGGCUUGUUUGUCUCGGUUGUGAUGAUUCCGUUGCUUUGAAAUUAUACGGCUCGCACUACAACGGAAUUCUUAAUCCCGAUCCGAUUAAAAGAGCGUCAAACAUAUAUAUUGACGAUUGCUUGCUAUCAAUUAUCUCAAUCAUCGUGAUUAUUCAAGAUGAUGUUGUCUCCGACGAAUCGAAAUAUGAAUCGAUCAAUCGCCCUAUACAGAUAGCUGUUAACAACCAUAGUGACAAUACUGCUGCCCUCAGGACUGAAUCGGCUAUACUACGUAGCCUUCAUACCAAUCGUUGCUUCUUGGGAAAAGCCCAUGCCUCUUAA